Molecule: messenger RNA, 960 nt
Organism: Babesia ovata
Lineage: Eukaryota; Apicomplexa; Aconoidasida; Piroplasmida; Babesiidae
Product: G-patch domain-containing protein
Exons: 4
Coding region: 1-960 (319 amino acids)
Biological process (GO): regulation of ribosome biogenesis
Cellular component (GO): nucleolus
Molecular function (GO): nucleic acid binding
Source: RefSeq, a predicted model, not a curated record
AUGUCUAAGGCCUUUCGUGAAUCGGUGCGAAACAGCAUUCCAAACAACAAUAGUGCCAUCAAGUCUAAGUUUGGGGCUGCCAUUCUGGCCAAAUAUGGUUGGAAGGAGGGUGAGGGCCUUGGCAAGAAUCGAGAUGGCAUUGUGGAUCCCGUGAAGUUGAAAGCCGCCAAAAACAACGAAGGCUUGGGAAAAAAAGAUUCAGACCAGUGGCACAAUUGGUGGGACGACCUGUACAAUGAAAUGGCUAGCAAGUCAACCAAAGUCACCUCUGCGUCAUCGAAAAUAACAGAAACGGAACGUAAAUCCAAUACGCAUGAACAGAAAAUUGUAAAUGCUGGAGACAGCGAAUCGUUGACCGACCCGAGUAGUUCCGAGCUUUCAUCGGAUGACGAAACAAGCUCCGAUAUAAGUUCGGAAUCUAACUCAUCAGACGAGUCAAAUCGCAGCGAAGAAUCACAAAACGCCCAUUCUACAACUCUUGAUAUACAUUGUAGGAACACGGUGAGCCAAGUGCAGCACGGUGGCGAUCAUGGGGGCCGAGGUGACUACGCAUUAAAUGGUAAAGAGGGGCGUAGCGAUGCAGAUAACGAAUGCAUUGUGGAAGAAGGUGGUGGGGUGGUUGACAAUUAUGCAACGUUAAGUCAGUCUGGCACGCGUUCACGGAGUCGAACGUCCCUAGGCUCUUGUCGCCGCAGCAGAACCCCCGGUGACGUUUCGUCGGAAUGCUAUUCAGAGCUACCGUCUGCCCUUAGCAACGAGAGUGCCACCGCUACACUAGGGGCGGCAAGGCGUGACAGUGAAAUUGCCGAGCGCCGUCCACAGUACACGUGUCUACCCGCUGAAGCCGAUAAAAAUAACGCUGCAGACUCAACAUCUGUGGUGGAAAAGCAGAAGAGCAACGGAGGCAUAAAAGAUGAGCGCCAUAGGUCACAUCGGCAUAAGCGCCAGAAACAAAGUUGA